CAUAGAGUGAUACCUAGGGGUCAAGUCUGGUAUUCGGAUCUUAUUGCAGAAUAUAUACAGUAUUCACAUUAGUAACUGUUUAUUUACAUGGGUAUUCUCUUGAUCUAAGUGAUAUAGCAAUUGAUCUAACGAUUCUUGCUUUAUUGGAUUUUCUUCUCACUCUAUUAUGUUCUAAAGUUUACCUUUAGUGAUUCACACAAUUGAAAACAUUUACAGCUAAUAUCUGGGGUCACUAUUUCCGAUUCUCUUGCAACCUUGUCCAGAAUCUUUUAUUGUCAAGCGACCCUUGACGUAUAUAUAUUUUGAUUUCCUGCUCAUUGAAAAGAUUCAUGAAAUAAAUUACUCUCGUUGAGCAGACAUUAGUAAAGUUGCGAAGUGAAAAGAAGUACACUGCUAUCUGAGCGGAUUUGACAUUAUCAUCAUGGCUAAAAAUUCGUCGCAUUCAUCUCGCAAGGCCAAACAAAGCCUACAUCUUCAAAUUAGCAGGGAAGAAGACUGGAGACAAUACUCUGAUCCUGCUAUACGAAGAAAGCUACAAAACCGUAUUGCGCAGCGAAAGCACCGCCUUAAAAUAAAGCUCUUGAAGCUCAAGUUCAAAUCCUUGAAAGAAAAGACUAUAUCGCAAACAGAUCCAAUGCACAUGGACUCUAAGCAAGUGAAUUCCUCUUCUAUGAAAAGACACGACAAACGUAUUUACAACUCUAGAGGGACACCUUGGCCUCAAAACACACGUACGACAUUGUCGAAAGACACAUUGGCUCUGGCAAAUGCAGAGCUGCAGGUUUUGAGCAAGGAACCUUCGUCGUAUAAUAAUAUCUUGGUAACCGCUCUAUCAACACUUAUCACAGAAGAUUGCUAAACUCAAACUUAAUAGGGGAAUUAUCAGGAAGAUCUAUUUCUUAUGUCUGGUGAUUGGAAU
Messenger RNA from Aspergillus saccharolyticus JOP 1030-1, 919 nucleotides. RefSeq lists its product as uncharacterized. The coding region runs from base 422 to 859 and encodes 145 amino acids. Lineage: Eukaryota; Fungi; Ascomycota; Eurotiomycetes; Eurotiales; Aspergillaceae. The record is from RefSeq and is a predicted model, not a curated record. The transcript has 2 exons.